AUGAGUUGCCAACCUUUUACUUCGGCUGAUACCUUUAUACCUCUGAAUUCUGAGUCUUCUGCAACUCUGCCUCUGAUAAUGCAUCACAGUGCUGCCGAGUGCCUACCAGUCUCCAACCAUGCCACCAACGUGAUGUCCACAGUCCCGUCUAUUUUGUCUUUGAUCCAAACUCCUAAAUGUUUGUGCACAUAUUUCUUGGUGACAACAUUGGGAAACACAGCAACAGGACUUCAUUAUUCUGUUCCUUCCUGUCAUUAUGGAAACCAGUCAUCGACCUAUGGAGUGAUGACAGGGAGCUUAGCCCCUUGUCUUUAUAAGUUUCCCGACCACACCUUGAGUCAUGGCUUUCCUCCCAUGCACCAGCCUCUCCUGGCAGAGGACCUCACAGCCGCUGAUUUCAAGCAGGAGCUCAGGCGGAAAAGCAAGUUGGCUGAAGAGCCAAUAGACAUGGAUUCUCCAGAAAUCCGAGAACUUGAAAAGUUUGCCAAUGAAUUUAAAGUGAGAAGAAUUAAGCUAGGAUACACCCAAACAAAUGUUGGGGAAGCCCUGGCAGCUGUGCAUGGCUCUGAAUUCAGUCAAACAACUAUCUGCCGAUUUGAAAACCUGCAGCUCAGCUUCAAAAAUGCAUGCAAACUAAAAGCAAUAUUAUCCAAAUGGCUGGAGGAAGCCGAGCAAGUAGGAGCUUUAUACAAUGAGAAAGUGGGUGCAAAUGAAAGAAAAAGGAAACGGAGAACAACUAUCAGUAUUGCUGCUAAAGACGCUCUGGAGAGACAUUUUGGAGAACAGAAUAAACCUUCCUCUCAAGAGAUCUUGCGGAUGGCUGAAGAACUGAACCUGGAGAAAGAAGUAGUGAGGGUUUGGUUUUGCAACCGAAGGCAGAGAGAAAAACGGGUGAAAACAAGUCUGAAUCAGAGUUUAUUUACUAUUUCUAAGGAGCAUCUUGAAUGCAGAUAA
This is a messenger RNA of Mesoplodon densirostris (Blainville's beaked whale), 954 nucleotides long. RefSeq names its product POU class 1 homeobox 1 (gene POU1F1). The transcript has 6 exons. Gene Ontology annotation, molecular function: RNA polymerase II cis-regulatory region sequence-specific DNA binding; DNA-binding transcription factor activity, RNA polymerase II-specific. The record is from RefSeq and is a predicted model, not a curated record. Gene Ontology annotation, biological process: regulation of transcription by RNA polymerase II. The coding region runs from base 1 to 954 and encodes 317 amino acids. Lineage: Eukaryota; Metazoa; Chordata; Mammalia; Artiodactyla; Ziphiidae.